Messenger RNA from Cyprinodon tularosa, 2562 nucleotides. RefSeq names its product adenylate kinase 5 (gene ak5). Bases 340 to 2028 code for a protein of 562 amino acids. NCBI's taxonomy places the organism in Eukaryota, Metazoa, Chordata, Actinopteri, Cyprinodontiformes, Cyprinodontidae. Gene Ontology annotation, biological process: nucleoside triphosphate biosynthetic process. Gene Ontology annotation, molecular function: nucleoside diphosphate kinase activity; ATP binding. The transcript has 14 exons. Gene Ontology annotation, cellular component: cytosol; cytoplasm. The record is from RefSeq and is a predicted model, not a curated record.
AGCCGCUGUCAGCAGAACAGACGGUCCACACUGGAGCUGGAAGCGAAGCGCUGCGGGAGGCAAAACGUUCGAGUCGAGCCCAUCAGAGCCACGCAUCCUUAGCACUGAGAAGAAGCCGGUGCUGGAGGAGGAGGAGGAGGAGGGUGGACUCACCUGCACCAAUCCAGUUGGGAAGUUUAAAAAUAAAAGAUAAACAACAUGCGCUGAAAGGAGAGCUGUCACGAACUCUGUGCUUUAUAAACCAGAGAUACAGCCGAGGGAAAAGAAGGUGGGAAAAAAUCCGCCUCCGACAAGUUUUUAUCUAUUUUUUUUUUUUUUGAAGCGGAGAUCCUGGUGGAGAUGAAUACCAACGAUGCCAAGGAGUAUUUGGCACGGAGGGAGAUACCUCAGCUGUUUGAGAGUCUCCUGACAGGUUUGAUGUAUUACCGGCCCGAUGACCCUAUUGAAUACCUGGAAGGCUGUCUAAAGAAAGUCAGGGAGCUUGGUGGCACUGAUAAAGUGAGGUGGGAUACUUUUGUGGGCCAGGAGAGGAAGUCCCUUCCUCCACUCAAUGGGGGACAGUCACGGAGGUCCCUCUUCAGAAAUGUGUUGCCCGACAGCCCCAACUUCCCCUACAGACGGUAUGACCGCCUCCCUCCCAUCAGCCAAUUCUCCAUUGAGAGCGACUCGGACCUGUCGGAGACGGCCGAGCUCAUAGAGGAGUAUGAGGUGUUCGACCCUUCCAGGCCGCGACCCAAAGUCAUCCUCGUCAUUGGUGGCCCUGGCAGUGGCAAAGGAACACAGAGCCUGAAAAUUGCAGAGCGCUACGGCUUCCAGUACAUGUCUGUGGGCGAACUGCUGAGGAAGAAGAUGAUCCAUAACGCCACAAGCAACAGAAAGUGGAGCCUGAUCGCCAAAAUCAUCACCAACGGAGAGCUGGCACCGCAGGAAACCACAAUAACUGAGAUAAAACAGAAGAUUAUGAAGAUCCCAGAGGCCAACGGUAUCGUCAUAGAUGGCUUCCCUCGAGAUGUUGGACAAGCUCUGUCCUUUGAAGACCAGAUCUGUACUCCAGACCUUGUCGUUUUCCUGGCCUGCACCAACAGCCGUCUGAAGGAGAGGCUGCAGAAGAGAGCCGAGCAACAGGGAAGACCCGAUGAUAAUCCAAAGGCCAUCGACCGUCGCCUGACCAACUUCAAACAAAACACGAUUCCUCUGGUCAAGUACUUCCAGGAGAGGGGCCUGAUUGUUACGCUGGAUGCUGAUCGAGAUGAAGAGGAGGUUUUCUGUGACAUCAGCAUGACUCUGGAUAACAAGCUGUUUCCCUCCAAAGAGCCCGCCGCUGGUCCAAGUGAGCUGGAUCUCAGUCUGCUGGGGGAAACAGGCAGCCUGGCAGAGGUAGCCUACAAGGACAAUGAGGCUGAUGAGGAGGACAAUAUUGGGUAUGCUGAAGGAGCCACAGAAGGUUACUGCAAAGAACAGAAGAAACCAAAGGUUAUCUUCAUGAUGGGUGGCCCGGGAUCUGGUAAGGCUGUGCAGUGUGAACGGAUGGAGGAGAGGUUUGGUCUGCGCCGCGUCACCCUGGGCGACCUGUUAUGUGGCGAGUUGCAGGGCCACAGUGAGAGAGGACGCCACCUGCGGGACAUUCUGGAGAGAGGAGAGAAAUUGCCAGAGGAGACACUGAUGGAGCUGCUGUUUGACGCAGUGGCGUCGUCCAUGCGACAGGGAAAGGGUCUGGUUGUCAGUGGCUUCCCCAGAGACCUGAGGCAGGCGGAGGAGUACGAGGCCAAGAUGGGGGAACCGAGUGCCGUGGUCCUGCUGAGCUGUUCUCCAGAGACCAUGUCCAGCAGGAUGCAGAACCGCAGGAGAUCCUCCUCCGACAGGGAGAACGCCCUGCAGAAGAGGGCCCAGAACUUCUGCAGCGAUGUCCAGGCCGUCAUAGCUUACUAUGAACGCAAAACCCUGCUCCAAACGAUCAACGCAGAGCGUUCGCCACACGAGGUGUUUGCCCAGAUCUGCCAAGCCUUAGAGUCAUCUGCCACCUUCUAAUUCUCAUCAUUUCCACCCUGAUGCUCACCAGCCCCACUGUUGAAGAAGCCCCACCCCUUUCCAUUACCUCCACAACUCCCUCACACCUGCACCAGCUUAUUGAACUUAUGUGGUAUGCAUGCCUCACCUGCAGUCAGUUAAACCCCCUCCACUUCAUUUUGCUUGGCCCCGCCCCAGAUCUUACAUUAACCUCAGUUUAUGCUGCCAACUGAACGAGGCUCAACUGUACAGAUAAAACAGCUUUCCCUGCUGCCACUGAGAGCACGCCGGACGUUUCCACCAAAGGCAAAGCAAGACAGACGAAACGUCAGCGUGUUUCCAUCCCCGUGCUCAGCACUUUGCUUUGUAUCGUAACAAGCAUGCAGCUCUAACAGUUUAAAGCUUAAAACUGCCUUUCUAGCAUUAAAUAAAACGCAGCGGCGCUUUAAGAGUAUUAGGAUUACCGCAUUUGUAUGUUUUAAAAGCUCAUUGUACUGAUUUUUGUUUGAGUGGUAUCUGACAUUCCAAUAAAGCCAAUGCAUUUGUUUAAUGGAG